CGCCCCCUCCAGAUGUAACGGCCAUUUAUUUUUUGAACAGCUUCGGUCGCUCCACUUGCUUUGCUUUCAGAGGUUUCUUGCGGACGGGCAUGUCUGUGAGCUCUAGAACGGCUGACUGUAUACUGGACCGAAACUAAGAUGGCAUCUGGAAGGAUUCGUUCCACUCGUCGCCUGCGGUCCUGGAUAGUGGAACAGGUGAACAGUGGGAAGUAUCAAGGCCUAGUGUGGGACAACCCUGAGAAGACUAUGUUCCGUAUCCCUUGGAAACAUGCAGGAAAACAAGAUUUCCGAACAGAGGAGGAUGCAGCUAUUUUCAAGGCUUGGGCAGAGUUUAAAGGGAAGCUUAUGGAGAAUGGAAAUUCAGACCCUGCAUCCUGGAAAACUCGCCUUCGCUGCGCCCUCAACAAAAGUCCAGAGUUUUGUGAGGUCACUGAAAGGUCACAGCUGGAUAUCUCAGAACCCUACAAGGUGUACCGCCUCGUACCACUAGAAGAACAAGGAGUAGAGAAAGUGAAAAAAGAGAAUGUACAGAAGCCAGUGAGGAGCAGCAGAAGGAAACGCGGCGAAUCUGAACGAGAUGAAGAGCGGAUUGCAUGCAAAAAAAUAAUUAAAGAGGAGGUUACUAUGCCCCAGUCCAUCAACAUGAGUGCACAGGAAAUCAUCCUACAAACGGGAAGAGAGAUCACACUCCAAGCAGAGGUGGAGACAAACCCUUUGAAGACUGACAACAACACUGAAGAUAUCCAGGUAAACUUCACCAUUGAAGCUGUCGAGAAGAGAGCUCUGCAUUCUUUCCACAUAACCGUGCACUACAUUGGUCAGGAGGUUCUGCGGCGAGAAAUAAUGGGGAACGAUGUUCGGAUUGCUUACCUGCCUCCCUCGCCCGUCCCUCCGUCUCCACCGUCUCUAAACAGCACUGGCUUCCAUCGAAUCCCUCUCCCAGAGCCCCCAUCAGACAUGAGCUCAGACCCCAACGUCGCUCCACGUUUGAGCGCUCUUAACAAAUUGCUGCCCUUCAUGGAGAGUGGAAUAGUCCUGACCUCAACAGGAGGAGGCAUCUAUGCCAUGCGCUUCUGUCGGGGACGGGUCUUCUGGAGAGGACCACAUAACACCACCACAGGACCCUGUAAAAUGGAAAGAGCAAGUGAGCCUACACAGCUCUUUAGCAAGGAUAUAUUUAAACAGGAGUUGGACGCUUUCCGCAGUGGAGGAAAACAACCUCAAAGUGAGAUCACUCUGUGUUUUGGAGAAGAGCUGUCUGAUGAAGAUAACAUUGAUGAUAAACACAUCAUCAUUAAGAUCUCUAUCCCAUGGGUUGAGUCGCAGAUAAAAGAGGCCAUGGCCAUCAGAGAGUCUAUUGAAAUUCUCAGAAGUCUGGCCAGCCAGUCUCCUACAGGGGAAGUGACACUAAACAUCGAAUUAUUGCAGUAGUAACAAACCUCUAAGAUAAUACUGCAUAUUGACAAUAAGGGCCAAAAUGGAGAAAAAAAAAAACUCUAUAUAUGGCAUGAGAUGAGACAGCUUGUAUAAACACUUUCUUGUAGGUAGUUGAAAUAAAUAUUGCAAUUAUUAGUUGCUUCAAAUGUUUAAAAUAUUUAGUCAUGUUGUAGCUAAAUCCACAUAUUUAUAAGUGAUAUAAAAUGUUUUUAGUCAAUAUAGCUUUGUUGGUUUCACAGCAAAAUGUGUAAGAGCACAACAUAUUUUGUCAUUGUUACCACUAUGCAUAUAUUGCUGUAGUAGAGUCUGAGUAACGAUGUUUGAAAUAAUUAAAUGCAUUAAUAACAAUGUACACGGUUAACUACAGGUGGAUUGCUAAAAUACCCUGCACGUUUUCAUCCAACGCUAAUGUUUCACUGAUCUUAUCAUUUGUUUUAUAAGUAAUAAAUGUCUCAGUAUUAA
Molecule: messenger RNA, 1899 nt
Organism: Puntigrus tetrazona (Sumatra barb)
Lineage: Eukaryota; Metazoa; Chordata; Actinopteri; Cypriniformes; Cyprinidae
Gene: irf9
Product: interferon regulatory factor 9
Exons: 10
Coding region: 139-1431 (430 amino acids)
Biological process (GO): immune system process; regulation of transcription by RNA polymerase II
Cellular component (GO): nucleus
Molecular function (GO): protein binding; RNA polymerase II cis-regulatory region sequence-specific DNA binding; DNA-binding transcription factor activity, RNA polymerase II-specific
Source: RefSeq, a predicted model, not a curated record